AUGGCAACUCAGACAGAUAUUCCACCCAAUCUUACUGAUGAAGACAAAGCUUCUAUAUUUCAAGUUCUUGACGCUGAGUUGAACUCCCUAAUUCUCACCACAUUAUUGCAUGGCAUAUACACUGGCAUUCUUGCUGUUACACUGUGGAAUAUAUUCAUCAAUAAAUGUUCACCAACCCGCCGAGCCCUAGCUGUCAUUAUUAUUCUCCUCCAUGCUUUGACUACUAUCUCUUUCGCUGCCCAAUGGUCAUUUAUAUGCUCCACAUUCAUCCAAAACAGACAAAGUUUUUGGACUGUAUACUUGAAGUUUGAUGCCAUGAACCAUGCAAUCUAUUUGGCAGCAGGUAUUCCAUCCUGCAUGAGUACCAUUCUUGCAGACUCAUAUAUCAUUUGGUGCUGUUGGAUGGUUUGGGGACAGCGCUGGCUUAUUGUCCUGCUUCCAAUCCUUUCCCUAAUUUCUGCAACUGUGUCAAAAAUCAUUAGUGUAUAUCGUCAGUACUUCAAUGCAACAAACUCAGUAUUUCUGAUGCCCUUCUCAUCUCUGGUCCUGGCAACAACAUUAUGGUGCACACUGCUCAUCAUUUUCCGCAUUUUGACUGUUACCAGUGUUAGACAUGGAGGUGGCAGCCAACUGAGAGUUUAUCAUCAAUUUAUUGAAGUGCUAGUGGAAUCCUCUGCUCUCUAUUCAAUAUCUCUGAUCCUAUAUCUGGCUUUUGUCAGUCGCAAUUAUUUUACUGGAUUGCCUUAUUUUGAUGCCAUAGCUGCCAUUGCAAGGGGAGUUGCACCCACAUUUCUUGUUGGCAGAGCAGCUGCAGGACACACACACCCAACUGAAGAACAAGAUGAAAGUGCAACAGUAUCAACCCUUCUUUUCCAAAUGUCUUCACAAUCUUCUCAACCUUCACAACCUUCCACCUCAAGCUUUCUGGAAUCCACAAGGCAGAGUGCAGUCCUUGAAAUGGACAUUGAAGCCCAGACAGAGCAGUUGGAUGAGUUUGUGGUAGUUGUUGAAAGGACACAAUAGAGCUCAUGGCAAAUGUCUGAAAGUCUGGGUGAGACUUUGGGCUUGAUUUAGACUGUAAUUUUUUGUUGUGCUAUC
Molecule: messenger RNA, 1098 nt
Organism: Desarmillaria tabescens
Lineage: Eukaryota; Fungi; Basidiomycota; Agaricomycetes; Agaricales; Physalacriaceae
Exons: 6
Coding region: 1-1023 (340 amino acids)
Source: RefSeq, a predicted model, not a curated record